Drosophila busckii is the source of this 2773-nucleotide messenger RNA. Its product is annotated as presequence protease, mitochondrial. The transcript is spliced from 2 exons. Gene Ontology annotation, cellular component: mitochondrial matrix. Lineage: Eukaryota; Metazoa; Arthropoda; Insecta; Diptera; Drosophilidae. Gene Ontology annotation, biological process: protein processing. Gene Ontology annotation, molecular function: metal ion binding. The record is from RefSeq and is a predicted model, not a curated record. Bases 74 to 2773 code for a protein of 899 amino acids.
UAGAUUUUCAGUCUGAUAUACAAAAUUAUGGUAUAGAAAUUUGGGUUUGUAUGUUCUUUUCUGGAUUUAUAAAAUGAUAAGGCGAUUAUCAUGUUACAAGACGGUCGUGCGACCAAUACCGAUUCUAACCAGCCAAUUUGUGAGGCGAAAUUCCAAAUUAAUAGUUGAUAACGAUGAGAUUGCGGCCGAAGUAACAACACCGUACAUAUUGCCAGAUCGUAGCUAUAAAUACAAAGAAGGAAAAGUUUACAAUGAAUUCCUAUGUGAACGCGUCGAGUACAUUUCCGACUUUGAACUCAUGUCCUGCACCAUGCGACACUUGGGCACUGGAACAAAGUUAUGGUAUAUUGAUCGGAACGACACCAAUAACGUAUUUUCAAUAAAUUUUCGUACGCCACCAUUCGAUUCUACUGGCUUGCCGCAUAUUUUGGAGCAUCUGGCUUUGUGUGGAUCGAAGAAGUUCCCUGUCCGUGAUCCAUUUUUCAAGAUGCUUAAUAGAUCUGUGGCAACAAAUAUGAAUGCGCUGACUGCAGUUGAUUUUACGGUGUAUCCGUUUUCGAGCAGAAAUGAAGUUGAUUUUAGAAACAUUCAGCAAAUAUAUUUGGACGCCGUUUUCAGCCCGAAUUUAUACUAUCUAGACUUUCUUCAAGAGGGCUGGCGCUUUGAGCACAGUGAUAUAAAUGAUCCGAGGUCUGAAAUUAUGUUAAAGGGUAUAGUUUAUAACGAAAUGAAAGGAAUAUUUUCUGAAAAUACCCGAAUUUUUAAGAGAAGCAUGAUUAAGAAUCUUUUGCCUAGUUACGCGUACAGUUAUGUUGCCGGAGGGGAUCCAUUGGAGAUACCAAAAGCAACGUAUGGUAAUUUAAUUAAAUUCCACCGCAAAUAUUAUCAUCCCAGCAACGCACGCAUCUUUUGUUACGGAUCUUUUGAUCUAGCAAAAACACUAGAGCUACUCGACAAGGACUAUUUAUCGAAAUACAAUGUUAUUGAUAAUUCAUACAGCCGCUCACCAUCAGAGCCCCGAUGGUCUCAGCCACGUUAUGCCCACACUAUUGGUCGCCUUGAUAACAUGGGUGCUUCUGCCGACAAACAGAAUCAAAUUGCUAUUGGAUUGCUCAUGUGCGAUACGACUGAUGUUCAGGAAUGCUUUGAAUUAAAAGUGCUUACAGAGAUUUUAAUUCGAGGUCCCAAUUCGCCUUUUUAUAAAUCUUUAAUAGAGCCUAAUUUCUCUGGCGGCUACAAUAAGAACACUGGGUUUUUCUCACUGUGCAGGGAUUCGUAUUUUAUAUUGGGCUUACAUGACUUAAGCGUGGAAAACUUUAGCAGGUUUAACGAUCUAUAUAGUCAAACCAUUUUAAAAGUUGUAGAAAGUGGAUUUACGCCGCAACAUAUUGAAAGUGUUUUAAACAAAAUAGAAUUGUCUCUUAAGCAUCAAAGCCCAGAAUUUGGAAAUUCGAUAUUGUUCAGUUCAAUGACUCUCUGGAACCAUGAUGGUAAUGUAGUUGACAAUUUGCGAGUCUCAGAUAUGAUUGGCAGACUCCGAACACGUCUAAAAGAUGAUGAGAACUAUUUGCAGAAGAAAGUCGAAAAGUACUUCAUAAAAAAUAAUCAUAAGCUUACUUUAACUAUGGCGCCUGACGAAAUGUACGAGAAUAAUUUUAAGCAAGCUGAGGAUAAUAUAAUUAAAGCCACGCUGAAUACAUUCGACUCAGCUAAGUUGGGCGUAAUAUAUCAGAAUGGCCUUAAACUAAAAGAAUGGCAAAUUGCACCUUACAAUCCAAACGAUUUACCUUGUGUUUCUAUUGGCGAUGUUAAAAACCCACUUAGCUACCCAAAGGUAGAUAUCAAAACAAUUGAAGGUGUUCCCACUUAUCUCUGCGGUGUAUCUACUAAUGGAAUAACCUAUAUUAAGUGUUUUUUCAAUAUAUCAGGACUAAGCCAAGACGACGUCAUGUUUGUUCCACUAUUCUGUAAGGUUCUAAAUAAAUUCGAUACAUCAAAUCGAAAUUUCAGGGAACUAGACGAAUUGAUUUUAACAAAAACUGCAGGAAUUAACUUUAAACUGUUUUUCGUUGAAAAUGUAAGGGAUGCAAAAUCUUACAGAAUUGGUAUAAUGAUGACAACACAUACUCUUGAUAAAAACGUUCCCGAUAUGUUCGAACUAUGCCAGGAGUUACUACUUAAUUUUAAACUUGAAGAUAUGGGAAGACUUAAGAUGUUUGUUGAGAACUACAUUUCUACAGUAUCCAAGAAUAUCUCAGUUAAAGGACAUUUACACGCUAUGCUAGGAUCUGCUGCACUGGUAACCAGUGCAUCGAAGUUAAAGUCUUUAUUAACCGGCAUUGAUCACAUUAGUUUCAUGAAAGCGUAUAUUGAAGAAAAUAGCACUGAGAAUAUACUAAAUAGAUUCCAAAACAUUGGUACAAGAGCUUUCAGCAAAAGUAACUUACAAGUGGCAAUAAACGCCUCAGAGGCUCAGCACCCCGCAGCCGUACAAUGUUUGGAAAGAUUCUUAAACUCAUUACCAGCGAGUGAACAAGUAAUAACCGAUCAGGCUGUAGAUUUUCUUAAUCCUGUAUCUUCUACACACCAUUACCAUAUGAGUAUUCCAUUGAGUUAUUGCGCCAAGUCAUUUUUCGCAGUUCCGUAUUUACAUGAGGACCACCCAAUAUUACGAGUACUUGCAAAAUUUAUAUCUUCCAAGUAUUUAUUACCUGUAGUGCGCGAGCAAAAUGGAGCAUAUGGUGCAGCGCCAACAUUGGAUCUGAAUGAAUAG